AUGAAUCUGUCUCCACUGUUGAAACUCUUGCAUAGUGGAUACGUGUGGGAUUCAGAAGCAGUUCAUGGUUACGCUUGCAAAAUCGGUUUGGACGGUGAUGAGUUUGUUUCCGGAGGUCUUGUUAAAAUAUAUCUGAAGUUUGGUAUGGUUAAGGAAGGUAGGGUGUUUUGUUUGAGUUUGAUGUUGAAGGCUUAUCUGUAUAUGGGUUUUAAAGAAGAAGAAGUGGAGCAGGUCUCUAUUGCAUUUCAUAGAAGUGGCUUGUAUCCCAAUGAAACCACUUUCCGUUACAGUCAUGCCCACUUGCUUAGGAGAUGUAAACCAGGACCAGAGGGUAGAGGAUCCUGCUUGUUGUGCGAGCUUCAGUUUUCUUUGUGA
Eruca vesicaria subsp. sativa (arugula) is the source of this 375-nucleotide messenger RNA. The record is from the annotation of a GenBank genome assembly. Lineage: Eukaryota; Viridiplantae; Streptophyta; Magnoliopsida; Brassicales; Brassicaceae.